AUGGCACUCACACGUGCCACACUUGUGCUAGCCAUGUCCCUUACUCUCCUAACAUUAUCCAUAGCCCAAGCCCCUUCCCCUGCACCCAUCAUGGCCCAUACUUCUUCUCCUAUAUCACUCCCACCAGAAAGUCCGAGCCCAAGUCCAAGUCAGAGUCCAAGCCCGAGCCCAAUUCCAAGCUCUACCAUAGCUUUCCCUCCUGCCCUUACACCUGAUUCACCAUCACCUACUCCAUCUCCGUCCACCGGAGAAUCGUUUUCUGAUAAUCCAGUAGCCUUACCAAGCAACGCUUUUAUUCAUAGGAACAGCUUUUUCAUGCUACCACUCUUUGCUGCUGCUGCUAUGCUUAUUUCUUAA
Vicia villosa (hairy vetch) is the source of this 357-nucleotide messenger RNA. Its product is annotated as early nodulin-20-like. The record is from RefSeq and is a predicted model, not a curated record. NCBI's taxonomy places the organism in Eukaryota, Viridiplantae, Streptophyta, Magnoliopsida, Fabales, Fabaceae. Bases 1 to 357 code for a protein of 118 amino acids. The transcript has a single exon.